Messenger RNA from Xyrichtys novacula (pearly razorfish), 13686 nucleotides. Lineage: Eukaryota; Metazoa; Chordata; Actinopteri; Labriformes; Labridae. The record is from the annotation of a GenBank genome assembly.
GUUGUGUUUCGUUCGAUGACGUAGUCAGGAAGUACCCCCGAGUUGGACAGACGAGUUGUGAGUGUUUUAGUCACUAAUUUAACAUUAACUUUGCUUACUUUAAGUGUUAAAUGAGAAUUGAAGCCAGGUUAGUCAUUGACUCAAAGCCCAAACUGUUAACAAGAAAUAAAAAAGGCUUUUCGCUGAGCGUAAUGGAAUACAUAGCCUAUUUACCGUAGUUGCUAAUAACGGAGGCAGAAAAGGGACCGUGAGCGGUAUUUACGGUACAGACAGCUGGUUAGUACACUGUAAUGCCUUAAAAGGUGUUGUUGAAAUUGUCCGUGACCCUUCUUGCUGAUCAGAAAUGCGUUGCAAGAUGUUAAAUGACACAAAUAAGCAAAAUACUCUCUCACAUUUGGCCUACUUACCUUGUUUUUCAUUCAAAAGUUUCCCUGUAAUUCCUUAAGGCUUCUCCCAACAAGCUAUCAUCGAAAUAUGACAUCUACAUCCGCCCAGUAUCAGAGAAUUCAUGCAGAUGCUACCCUGUAUUGUACACCCUCUAGCGACCGAUCACAGUCUCAUAGGCCUACACGUGUGGCUCCCAGUCAGCUGAUCCAAUAAGCCCUGUUUACAUGUGGGCUUAAACAUGAACUGGAGCUAUAGUUACCUUGGGUGAUAAUAAAUCAGCUUGGAUUGUUGUGUUUACGUGUUCAAUGAAUGAAGUUGGCUUUUGCUUUCAUCAGCCGUGACCCUUAUCCUCAUCAGUUAGGCAUAUCAGUUGUUUGUCUUUGCACUUUAUUGAUCCAGAGCAAGUUGUAACUUGUGGGCUGCUCUGAAUGCACAUUAAAGAAAAAACAACAUCAGCUGCUUUUACUGACGCUUCAUCUCUUUCCGUUCCUUUCUUGCUGACCCUGGUGUUUUACUUCUGCAGUUUCAUCACUCGGGUUCACUGAUGUAGAGGUCCUUGUCAGAGACAGACACACAGUUUAUGUGUGUGUUGUUGCUCCUGGGGUCAGGUAGGAUAUUAUCAGACUGUAUUGGCUGUACUUCUAAACAACGAUGCAUAGAUUUGCUCUGUUUUAUCGCAAUAAACUUGGUCAUGUGAUGUUUGCAUCACACUUAAAACAUCAUGUGAUAACAGUGACAUAAAAGUUUGUUUCACUGGUUGUUCCUGUAGUCCAGUGUUAAGAUGGGACCUGCUCAUGCUGCCUGUGCUCUGUUAAGCCUCGCACCCCUGUUGGUGCUUGGUGUUCCUCCUAUUUGGACCCAGCCAGAGCAGGUGCACCUUUCUUAUCCAGGUAAGUGCUUUUCCAUUUUUUCCCAUCAAUAUUAAGAGGCAAAAUAUUACUGUAUACUUUGUGUUGUGCAGCAAUUAUUGUUGAAGCUCCAAAGUUGAGCCUGUUCACUCAUAUGCCAGUGAGUUGAAACACCACUGAAAGUCAUCAAGAUCUAAGGAAAAUGCUCAUUCCCUCUACCGCCGCCAUACAGCAAAUGCAAUUCUUUAAGCACCUAGGAAGCAUGAAAGCACAUCACCUGUGCAAAGUCAGCCUAUUCAUUUGCAUCCCUCAGCUUCUAUGAGUGCACAAUGAAGGAAAUCUGGUUUACGCACAUUAAUCUGCAUCACAAUUAUGUGCACGGUCUUUUCUUCACAGGAGAGUCAGGGUCUAUGGUGGUGACCUGGACCACCUUUAAUAAAACUGAGAGUUAUGUGGAGUACAGCCUCAUGGGGGGUCGGCUCUUUGAGAUGACAGCCAAAGGGGAAGCAUCUCUAUUUGUGGACUCUGGAAAAGAAAAGAGGAAGAUGUUUAUCCACAGAGUCAUUCUUACAGGCCUAAAACCAGCUGCUACUUACGGUGGGUAGAGCUUAACUUUCACUUUGGGCUUGUGAGAUUGUUUCUUUAAAUUAAUGUUUUCAAGUGUGUCUCUUCUCCUAUGUAAUUUCAGUCUACCACUGUGGGAGCGCUGAGGGCUGGAGCGACAUAUUCUUCUUCACUGCUCUGAACAACAGCACUAGUUUCAGUCCUAGAUUCGCCCUGUAUGGUGACCUGGGUAACGAGAACCCUCAGUCUCUGGCCCGACUACAAAAAGAGACACAGCAGGGCAUGUACGAUGUUAUCCUGCACAUAGGUGAGCCCCACGCUAAACCAAUCAGAUCAAUAAAAACAUUUUAAAUAUAAUCUGAAUAAUUUGUACUUUUAAGACACUUCAGAAACAUAUUUUUUCUUCUUGUGUUGUCUAGGGCUGAGUCAUAUCUUUGAGCAAAUCAUUUAUCAAAUCAAGAAAAAUAACUAAGAGAGCUGUAAUGAAGAGGCAAUAAACAAUCUUGGUAACAACUUGUACAAGAAUGAAUGGAUCAGCAUUCAUCAUCAGACUUAUUUACUUUGAAAGCUUAUGGGUUGUUUGUGUGGCGCUGCUCUCACAGUUUGUGAAAAGGGAGAGUGGAGUCUGGGGAGAAUGUGGGUCUGUUUUGUAUCAAAACUUUGUUUGUCCAGAAAAUUGGCCCGAAUCUCUGCUUCCCUGACUAUUGUCCCUUGUCUGGAUAUUAUGCCAAGGACUAAAAGAACAGCCUUCUGAUUUUUAUUCUUUUUGUUGGCUUGUCAAAUGACUCACUAGGUUAAAUCCUUUUUUUUACAGCCACUUAAAAGGCUUACACAGCUUAAAUGUUAAGUCUGGUUUCCUCAUUAAUCCAGACUAAACAUUUCUUUAUGGCUAACUUGGGUCCACAAGUCCAUAAUAUAAUAAAAAUUGGCAUCUUGGGAAAUAAGCUUGUUAGCUUUCUUGCACAGGGUUUGUUGAGAAGAUUGAUACCAACAAUGACUGAAUGCUAAAAAAUGAGACUUUGACCAGCAGCAUGUAAGCUUAGCUCAGUGUAAGACACACAUUAAAAGAUUAAGAAAAUAUUGAGAAGUUUUGACAUUUAUUUUGUGUUGAAUUAACACUAAUGGACAGGAUACAACAUAAUAUGAAUAAUUAGGGAGCUAGAGAAAUUAUGGUAAGCUGUCCUACUUGAUUCAACGUUUAUCUCUAAUGUUAUGCUAAACAAAGCUUAGCGUAAAAUUGCUUAGAAUGUGGGAUUUAAUCAUCUGCAAUAUAAACAUACUCAUUAAAAGAUUAAGAAAAUAUUGAGAAGUCUGUACAAAAGGUGCAAAGCUGAAAACCAACACUGGAUAGCUGAUUUUUGACUCUGCAUGACUCUGUUGUGGAAAUCACAGCAUGGUUUUAAAACUGAACAGGGUUUGAAGAUGCAUCCACAGAUGCAGAUCAAAAAGCUGUAUCAGAAAGCUUCCCAUCUUGUUAUAAAAGAGAAAAAUAUUUAUUAAAUUGUUGAUAAAUGUUAAGAAAUCAUAACCAGACUUUGGAUAAAGCUUACUGUCCUGGAUCAAUACUAAAAAGGUUUUUCAACUCAGAUGCAGAUUUAAAUGAGUUUAAAGAGUUCUCUACAGCCAGUCUGUUGGCCCAAGACUGUUUAAGAUGGACUGAGGCAAGGUGGAAAACUUAACUGUGAGCUAAUGAAUAAAAUCUGACAUCCCACUCUUUGUAGAGUGGGACUGCCCGGCUUGUGUGUAUGCAUGGCAACUUAAUGCAUUUAUUGAUGCAUCCUUAAUGAAUCACAAGACAGGUUUGGGGAAAGCAAAAGCUGCAAUCUAGCCCAAGCCUUUUUUGAAGAUGAUGCCAAACUACUUGGCAUGGCUUGGUAGCAUAAAAGUCUGAGUGCUAAAGUGGCCUGCCCACAGUCCAGAUUUGUCACCUAUUAAAUGUUUGUCAUGUCAAAAAAACGUGACAAAGAAGAUCCUGACAGAAAAGUUAAGGAGGCUAAAUUUCAUAUAAAGCUCCAGGCUUCUAAUCAUUUUUUUCUGUUUCUUUUCCAGGGGACUUUGCCUACGACAUGCAUGAGGUACUUUUCUUGUUUUUUUCAUCAGUACCAUGAACUCUGAUCACACCCAGUACUAGUGCUCUGUGACAAUAAGCACCUUUCAUCAAUCUGCUGUAUCCUGGAAGCCACUCUGACACUCCACUUAUUCCAAAAUGACAGAUUAGAUCAGCCAAUUCACCCCUCUCUACUGCUUCCACCUCACCACAAGGUACUAUCUGCGCAGUUUAAGUCCCUCAGCCGUGGUUUAGACACACAGCUUAUGAUUAGUGAAAAGCCUCAAACCAGCGGUGAAAGACAAGAGGCCUGGUUAUGUCACCCAAGUAUUUCUUGGAAAAAAAAAAAGCGCCAUUGGUAACCACAAAAACUACGUCCUGAUAUCAUUUUAGCUCAUCUGAAAACCUUCCAACUGUCAUCGUUCAUACUUAGCAAAUCUAACCCCGUCUUGGACGCUAAUAUUAAUUUUCCUUGAGUAGAGUCCCUGCAUUAUUCAUGUUCUUUCUAAUGCGGAAAACUGCUAAAUCCAAUCAGCAGGCUACAGAAAUAUGAAUAACUAUAAUUCAUCCAAUUCAGCUGGAAUGUGCGAGCACAUUUUGUGGUUUCACUGAUAAUAUAAAUACAAAAACAGAGGGAGGGGAAUUAAUGGCUUUGGCCAGUAAAACCCAUCAGUGCUGCAGUGAACUACAGGGUACCUUAAGAGCACAAAGAGGUUAGUCCACUAGACUUAUGAUACCAGCCUGAAGCUGUUGAGGGAAGAGACUGGUUGGGGUUUAAGAUGAUAUUUAUUUAUUUAUGUAUUUUGUUUGUUUUUCAUCAAACAAGAUAAAAAUAAAAAGUUAAAUUCAAAGAAGUUGGACCCAUAGACACUCAAAUCACAACCCAUUCACAGUUUAUUCUUAUGGUUUUGGGCCUCUUGGGUUUGGGUAACUUAAUGUUUUAUUCUUGAAUGAUGAUUGGAGUUUUAAUUAUAAAGAUUAUACAGGUGAAAAUAUCAGGCAGUCCAAACCACAAAUACUGUUUGGACAAAGGUUUCUACUACACACGUUCCUCAAUACAUCAACAUGUACAAAUUAGUACCCAGAACUGUUUCCAAGCCAAAAUAAUAAAAUAAAAUACAAUACAAGAGCAAUAAUAAGAACGUGGAGUAAUCGUAAGAACUUAAACCAAAACCCCUAGCACUGCAGUCCUUUAAACUAGUUUGGUUAAAUAUUCAGGAAUGGAGGAAAAUACACUUUUUUCUCCUGUCUUUGGCUUCAAAUGUAAAGGCAAAAUGUCCUUUAUUUAUUUUUUUAUAGGACAAUGCCAGGAUUGGAGAUGAGUUCAUGCGGCAGAUCCAGUCCAUAGCAGCUUAUGUGCCUUACAUGACCUGUCCAGGCAACCAUGAAGCCACAUAGUAGGUGACUUUAAAUCUCGUUCCGAUCAAUUUUACCCUUCCUCUGUUGUAUUAUCAUGCAGCAUUAUACACAUCGAGUGAUCAUACACUUGCACAUGAAGGCUUUCUGACUUUUGUGUGUUUGUUUACACUUUGCUCAGGAUGCAUAGACAUAUAAUUAAUGGGGUUUGGGGUGAGUACAUUGGUACGUGCUGUAUUACAUAGUGGUGAGAGAGGUUUGCCAGACUCCACAUGACAAAUUACUCACAGAACUGCCUACUGUAGAUGUACGGUUAGUGCACACCUUCUUAAAGAGGAGAAUACCGAACCCCUUAAAAAAAAACCUCUCUGGUCUGCCACAGUUUUUCCUCUAUAAAAAAACAAACUCUGGCCUGCAGAAGACUCCUCAUUGUACCAUUUGUGCAGAUGGGAGCUAUUUUGGUCACCAAAGGCUGGAGCAGCAUCAGAAACCACCAACAUCUAAACAAGGCAGCGUUCUCCAAAGCAAACAUUUAUCUGACUGGGAAUCAUCAGCUUUCACUAUCUGUUUUUCAGCACGCCGAGUCUGUCUGCGUUUUGACUCAUCUUCAUUGCAUGUGUUGAUCAUAUUUUGGUCUGGGGAAUGUCCUGAACUGAAAAACCUGUUGAAUAAUUGUUGUUAUUUCAGCUACAAUUCCUAAUACCUCCAGCUUAUCAGAUGUGAGGAUCUGAAGGUUUUCUUUGUCUCAAAGGAAGGUGAAUUCAAUAUAUUUGAGUUUUGGACUGGUGGUCAGACUACAGUGACAACUUUAGCCUAGAAUCUGAGGAAUAGAUAAAUUGAUAGAAAGGAAAAUCUGCAGAAUAACAAACUCUGCUGCUACUUGUUAACAAGUUUGUACUUCCAGAUCCUUUUAUAUUUGACCGCAACUUCGGCUAAAUUGUUCUCCCCCACUGAUGAUUUACAUAACCUACCAAAUGGCCCUUAGGAAUCUUCAGCAACCCAAACAACAUUGCCUCCUCCAGCAGACUCAGGUUUAGUUUAUGCAAAGUCCCGAUACUGACAAAGCGUAUACUGCCUACUCUACCUAUCGACCCCGGAAUAUCUCCCACAGCCUGACCAUGGACUCAGAUGGGAAGCCAGAGCCAACAUAGCUAAGGGUUAUCAAAUGGGCACUUCUUCUUCCUUUUCACCUACAACCCACAACAACUUCAGCGGCUGAAGUAGAAAGAACAGAGAGAAAAGUCUGUGGAGAGGUGUUAGAAAGAGGACAGGGAUGUUUAUUCCUGCUGGAUUAGGCUGUACCCUCUGCCUCCCCCUACGCUCCCAUUUUUCAUGAGGGGAGGAAGGAAGUGAGACAGAGUGAGAAAAAGAUUAAUCUUCUUCCCUGAACUUUGCUUUUGGCAUCGAACUGUCAAACUGACUUUUGAUACAAAUUUAGCAUUUUGGUCCCUUUAGCUGCUCGAUCAGGUCUUCAGCAUGCAUCUUAAUGUGAGUUUUAUUGGGACAGUUGCAGUGUUUUAUAAAUACUCAUUUGCAUUAACUUGGCAUCUGAAUUAUUCUGCUGAUCUAAUACUAGUAAACCCACUGCAGCGUCUUUCAAACGUGUUGCUGUAGUUCAGUUAAAGGUACUUUUUCUAAUUUGGCUCAGUGGAAUGUAACUGAGGAGAAUUAAAGACUUGAAUAAAGCUGACACAGCGAACUUGAAGCAUCCUCGUGUGCUUUCAAUCCCAGCUGAUGCACCCUUAAAUUCCAAGCACAUCUGCUGGUGUCAGUGGUGUGUGUUUAUGCAUUUUGAAAUCUAUGAGGUGCCUGAUCUUGCACCAUAAUAUUUACUUACUGCUGCAGCAUGCAGACAGUCCUCGCCUGGCCCUGCCAUGUGUCAUAUGACGGCUGCCUGGUUCUUAUUAAGGAGCUGCUAACGGUAGUCUCUUUUUCUUGGCACUGCGUUCCGACAUGAGAACUUGAUAUUGAGAACUUGCUCGUUUGCUGUGUUACAUAACCAGAAAUCCAGCUCCUAUACCUUUGUGUUUUGCUCUGCGGUGUCAAGAAAUCCAAAUAUUCCCAGCAGCUGGCUCCAUCUUUUCUUCCUCGCUCUCCCUCUCUUUACCGCUCUGUCCCUCUCUUUCCGACCUCAAAAGCUAAUGGGUAGAGAGAAAUUGAAACAGGGCAGACCGCAAAAGUUUUCGGUCAGCAUUCCAGCGAGAUGAGAACAGAGGAUCCACAGAAGAUGCUAAGGCCCCAAUCAAGACUGUCUUUGUUCCCUUAGCACAAUACGGUUCAUCAGACCCUCAGAGGGACAGGGAAGUAACCGUUGCUGCCUGAAACAAUGUCCCAUGAUGGGAGUCAGCGAUAUGCCUCCUGAAGGCCACAACUGCUUCCUUUCAUCCCUCUAACGGCUGGGAUUGAGCUCAUCAGAUGAUGAAAGGGGAGGUUUGAUGAGGAGGGAAAGUCUUGUUCAGUCAGUUUUCGAGUCGAGUUGUCCACAUUGAAUCUGACAGCCACCAGAUUUCUAUCUCCAUAACAUUUUACCAGGAAAGCAAACACACAUGGGAGUGAGCGUGCUUUGGGUUACAGAGGAUGACUCACUCUCUAAGUUGGUCUCGUACAGGGCAGAUUAAUGAAAGAAAUAGAGACUUAUCAUAUUGGUACUCAAUCGGAUUUUCCAGCUCACAGCCACAAAACAAAGGACUGUAAACUAAGCCUUUCUUUUUUUAAUUCUUCAGCUCAGCCUUUUCCUUCAGGCCUGCCUGAUUACAUCACUCUCUCUGGAUCCCUAGAGAGUGUGUAUUAUUAUUUUACUGAAUGAAAAUAUAAUUGUUCAUUUCUUCUAACUCCUCAGUGCCUUCCCGUGUGUGUUCGCUGCUACUCUUCUUAGCCACAAGAUGGGAGCCUAAACCCAUCUUUAAGACUCUUCCUGCUUUGAGUUCCUUCACAGGGGUGGUGGAUUUUCACAGACCCAGCUCCCUCUCUUUAAUGUUCCAGAGAAAAUACUUCUUUUUGCAAAUGUUUUUGAGUAAAUUGGGAAGCUGAAGCUUGAUUUCAUGAAGGCUAAUGUUGAUUUGUGGUAAUGGAGGAAUGAUUGACACCAGUAUGGAUGAAAAUGCUGAGUUUAGCAGUUUUUUCGUCAGUGCUGGGUGAUCACAGCUCACACCCUGGCCUUGCCCAUUUAACACUGACCUCAGUGCCCACAGAACAGAAAACCACUGGUCUCAUUAUUUCUGCCUUAAUCAUCAUUAUUUCCAAGUCUCUUCCAUUCUUCUUUCACGUUCCUGCUCCUGGCUUUUGACCUCUGACCUCUCUGUCCUCUAGUUACCAUCAACCAUACAUUAACUGCAGUCCAGCUAGAAUACAGCCCUUUUUUCCCCUUCACUUAUGUAAGAUAAGAAAACAAUCAGUCCCAUCACCUUGCUCAGUUAAUGGCCCGUAGAGAAGAUUGGCUCCUGCUGAAAUGAAAAACCGUGAAAGGAGCGAGUCGCGUUGGCGUCAGGAGGAGGUUUCCAUGAAAGAGUUGUUCUUUUUGGCACGUGACUGCUCUCGUAAUAUAUGGAGGGAAUGUAAACACUGGUGCACUCGUGGAUUUAAUUUCUGAUUAAUUCUUGUUUUGAAUGAUCCGGUUGUCAGAAAAGGAAGUGGCGCCGAGUGUGAUCGCAGUGAAAGAAAGAAGUUUUUCCAGAUUUACCAUUUCCACUUAAACUGGAUCAAAUACAAACCACCAAAACUCGGUGGUGAAAUCAUUGUGGAAGUUACUUAAGAUCUAAUUCCUAUAAUAGAUGCUGCAUGUAAAAUUACAGUGCUUUUUAAGGAGGAUGUCAUGGUUUUUAUAGGGGUAUAUUUAGAGGCCUGCUUUUCUUGAUUGACAUAUGCAUUACAUGCUAUGUGACCUCAUCUCAGCUCCACCCAGGCUCCCUCUUACUUUUAUUAUCUGGCCUCAGAAACUGACCAUGAUCCUAAGUUCAAAACUUGUAGUGCUUUGUCACUGAGGCAUCGUCCAUGGUCUUUCAACAGCCUUUAAUUUGGAGAGGCAGCCUCUGACAGCCAAGCUGCAGAAAAGUGGACGGUCUCUUUGACUAAAAAUAGCGACAUGUUUUUAAAGUUUGACACAGAUGUCAGCACCACAGUUUAAUGGGCAUCUUUAUCCAAUGAUAUAUCAUUCUGAGCUUUCUGGCAGGCUGACACGAAGAGGGGAAGUGGCCAAAUACAGAAGAAUUGCUGCAAGACUAGGGAGUCAUUUUCAGAAUUGCUGCUGAUUCAAAGCUGAAAAUACUCUUGAGUGUAUUGUGAGUAAACUGUAGUUUUGCUUUGUUUGAGCUUCUCUGUGGGCACCGCAAAAUAAGACAAAAAAGAAGUUUGAGAAGAAAUUUCAGCCCAUCUAACAUUUUCCUGCUUUCUUCUUUGUUUGCAGCAACUUCUCCAACUACAGGAACCGCUUCAGCAUGCCUGGCAACACUGAGAGCUUGUGGUACAGGUGAGGCGAAAGAAAAAAAUAAUGGUGGACAUGUGGAAGAAGUUAGCCAGUUGUUGUUUUUUCCUUUUUUUUUUUGGACACUGUAAAGCAGGUGAAAAACCACAAGAAGUUUUGGUCAGGAGAAGAGGAUGCAAGCUGCUCAGAGCUCAGAGCAAGGAAAGAGGAAUAAUUCAUUUUCCAACCAAGGCCCCAUGUGAAGGAUCACAUUUAGGUUUACCAAGCCCACUACUGUAUUUCUUUAAGCAUUAAUGAGCUGUAAUAGGCCGCCCAGAGGAGCUGGCAGUAGCAGGGAGCAGAGUUUGCUUCUCCUAUCUCAGAGACAUGGGGAUUACACAAAGGAGCUAUACAUCUCACUGAGUGACUCAUGGCUUACUACAGACCUCCUCCUCUCAGACAGAAAGAUAAAACCAUACUAGAUCAUAGACCAGCUGCCCACUCCUCAGACCCAGGGUCUAGACACAGACAAGCCUGCUGGCUGAGGGCCAUGGCUCCAUGUGUGUAGUUAUGAAAACUGAAGAAACACUCUAACUGCUAGACUACUGCUGGAAACUUUUCAGUUCAUAACAUGGCAUACACAUGUACCGAACACAUGCUUUUCCACUGAGGCUGCAUCAGAACAUGGAAGCACUCAGAAAGUAAUUUUUUUUUUUUCUCAAGUGGGUCUGGCUUUGCAUUCAGCAGCAAAAUGUCAAAGACAGGACUGAGUUUUGGGGCAUUUUUCGCACUAUUGUGAAUGUAAAGUGAGGCCUGACUUUCAGCAUGCUUCCUCUACUGGGUCAGGCUGUGUAUCAUUUUUACGACCUGUGUCCGCAGCUGGAACCUGGGGUCAGCGCACAUCAUCUCCCUCUCUACCGAGGUUUAUUUCUAUCUCGAGUUUGGCCUUGAGCUCCUCUUCAAGCAGUACGAGUGGCUGAUGAAGGACCUGGAGGUGAAUGACCACAACAGUUUGAUGUGUUGAUGAUGGCUAAGUGCUCUCAUUUCACUUCCUGCCCCUCAAAACUACCUGAUCUUCCAAAGUUGUUCUAUUUUCUUGUCUUCUUUUAUGAUAUUUCAUGUGUUUGGAAUUAAAUCUUAUCAAACUAGGAGGCCAACAAGCCAGAGAACCGAGCAGUACGUCCGUGGAUCAUCACCAUGGGACACAGACCCAUGUACUGCUCUGAUGACGACCAAGAUGACUGUACCACAUUUGACUCCUAUGUAUGUAAACAGAAUCCUCUCCACAGAUUUAUACCAUAGACUGUAUAAAGAAUAGAUGCCAAUUGCCUCCUCACUGGGUGAAGCCAACCCUAGAACAGCACCCUCUGGUGACGGACUGCAGUAUAGGUCAUAAAUCCCGCCUCCUCCAGCAAUCCCUAUGGAGCUGUGGACAAAAUGUUGAAAUUUAUGACACAGAAUAUACAUUUUUCUCCCCCCCGCUCACGAUGUUGACAGAUAGUUGUAGUAAGACUGGUUUGUGCUCAAAUCCUCUUUUUUCUGUACAGCUCCAUUUUUAAAAGUUAUCAGGGGGUUCAUGAUUUCUAUGAUUGACACUUGAUACAGCCUAUGGGCGUACGAAGAUUAUAUAGCUCACCCGUGGGAUACGCUGUUUGAGCAGAGCAUCAUCACAGCAACUCUCGACGACUCUCCCCCUGAAUAUGUACAACACUACUGCGCAAUGUUGGUUUCAGGAAAUGGAGAAAAAAAAACUUUUCGGCUUCAAACCGUAUACAGGCAGGAGGCGGAACCAAGUUGUCCAUAGUAUAUACAGUCUAUGGUUUAUACUUAAAAUUCUUAUUGCAUUAUUUAUUCUAAUAUUCAGACGUAAAUAUGUUAAACCACAACUGUUUCUUCAGCUGCUACCCCCUCUAGGCAGUUACAGACAAUAUAAAUCACAUGAUAAAAAUCAUCAGUUUUGUAGCUCAUGGUCUUGUUUUCUUUUGUGUAUCAUGAAAAGGCAUGGCUACAAAUUUCAGUCUAUUUUCUAUUUUAAGAAUUCAAAAAAAUUCCUCACUGGAGCUUUAAACAGAGGAGUUUGAUAUUGAGUUUGUCAAAUUUAAAGAGUCUGCAUCCUAAAGUAUUUCUUUGUCUUUGCAUUAAGUAUUUGUAGGAUUCAUAUUCUGCUGUGUUGCCUGAAUUUUUAAUUGCUCUCGGUGGGAGACGUGUCACGUUUUAUUGCGAGCUGGCCGGUACACAUUGCAGCCUGUAAGCACAUUGAGUCUGGCCUGCUGUCAUAAUCACAGCAAUUUGGACCAAAUAGUUUCCACUUAAGGUUUUCUUGUCUCAGCACUUGGCACAGUUUGGACCGAGGCUGGCACAGGUAUAAUGGAGCUCUACCAGGUUGUGUUUUAGGUAGCAGGUAGAGUUUCAGACAUUGAUGUCAGUUCCUGUUGUUAUUAUUCCCCUCUGUUAUAUUUCAGGUUCGACGAGGACGGAAUGACACCAAACCAUCAGCUCCUGGUCUAGAGGAUCUGUUUUACCUCUAUGGUAUGCGCUGCUCGUGGGUGUUUGUGAGCUGAAAAUUUCACACUCACAGACUAAAGUCUUUCCAAAUACUGAGAGCAGAGCAAUUCAAAUAUCCUUUUAUUAAAAAUAAGCCUUUGGUCCCUAAAGCCCUUUUGUAAAUGUUUGUCCUGUAUUACAUGUCUCACGCUGGUGUUUGUUGCAUUAAAUUACUGAAGUUGUAGUGGAACUUUGAAGGUUUUUGUUGCUCUGAAGUGAGGAUUUUGGUCAUUUGUGAGAAAAACUUAAAAUGAAAUGGGCAGUCGAUCAGAGAAAUAUGAGAUUUUGCUGCAAAAAUAGGUUUAAUUGGUCCAUUCAAUGGGUUAUUUUUCUAUCAGAGAUGCUGAUUAUCUUCAAAUCUCUUUCACAGGAGUGGAUGUAGAGCUGUGGGCACAUGAACACACUUAUGAAAGACUGUGGCCAGUCUAUGGUGACAAGGUCAGCUCCUCACCACAUUCCUGUAUUUACAGUCUUUGUUCUGGAUCAGUGACAGAGAUGUGUGUUUUUCUCUUCAAGGUAUUCAAUGGGAGCAAAGAGCAGCCUUAUCUGAACCCAAAAGCUCCAGUCCACAUUAUCACAGGCUCUGCUGUAAGUAAUUUCACAUCACAGCAUCAGCAUUUUUCCCACUCACAUUGAUGCAUAAAUUGACAGCAGCAUCAACAAAAACAAUGUUGCAUUGUUCAAAGUCCCUUCUGUGCAGCAGUUGGUCUGCCACAUGGUUCACUGCCAGCUGUUUCUCUGGUUAAGUGUUUUCUGAUGUGGUGGAGAGCAGUGCAGGACAUGCCUCGUCAUCCGACCGCAGAGGGAUUAGUCAUCAGCAUAUCAAACUGCAGCCAGACUCAUACCGAGGCGCAGCCACAGUUGUAAAUGUCACAUAGGGUUUUGUGGACAGAGCUGGUGGAGGGCAUUUGGCUCUACUAACAGAUCUGCUGUAAUCACCACCUAUUCCUCUGCAGGGCUGCAGAGAGAGGACCGACAGGUUCAACCCAAACCCUAAAGAGUGGAGUGCUUUCCGCAGCACAGACUACGGCUACACCCGCAUGCAGGUGGUCAACGCCACCCACCUUUACCUGGAGCAGGUCUCUGAUGACCAGGUGAGCACACAUGCAGGAGCAUGCACAUAAGUUCAACAGAGGUGAGAGAGGUCACUGAAGUUAUAACAAUGUCUGCUCUGUGUGUUUCAGUAUGGCAAAGUGAUUGACAGCAUCUGGGUGGUGAAAGAAAAGCAUGGCUACUCUUCCUGGUUCUGAAAAAUGCCAUCCUUAAAAAAAAAAAAACGACUGCUCAGGAAACGCACUUUAAACUUUGAACAAGCACAUAAUUUGCAAAUUGUACUGAUGAUUUAAAUGAUGCAUUUCAUUUAUAUAUUAUUAGAAAUCAUUUGAAUCAAGAAGUAGUAAACUGAUUGAUUUUAUGUAUUUUUUUCAGCUUUAAACAAUCACAACAUCUCUCUGUGAUGACUGAGGAUCAAAAUGCAGCUGAAAUGAGCUGUUUUAACCCUGUUUUGUAAACAGAAAAUUAAAAACUGUCAAUUUUGCUUU